GUUCUCAUUGACACUCACAGUUAUGACCACUUCCUGUGGGAGAAUGAAAGGACACGCCCAGUCCUCAUUUCAGCACAGACGCUGACCAGAAAGGAUCUCUCUGCAGCUCUGAUAUACUGACGUUAGUACGAGUUCAGACAAUGCCGGAACCUCUGGAUCUCUCCCCACCAGACAUUCCCGAGCCAGGACUUCUGGAAACUGUGCUUCGUUAUGGCCUUUACUGUGGAGCCAUCUUCCAACUGAUUUGUAUUUUGGCCAUUAUAUUCCCUAAAAACAAGGGCCAGGAAAUGGAAUCUGAUGCCCAAGAAGUGAAGAGUACAGAAGUGGUGAAGAAACCUAAAAUGCAAUCAGUCACACUUGGAAAGAAACAGAAGAAGGAGACAAAGAAGAGGAGGUGAGACGGGGAGGUGCAACAUUUAUGCUUUCCCCAUUGGAACCUGGAAAACUGUUUUAUGAGGAAUCCAGGACCCUUUCUCCAAUGAGAUCAAGGUGGCAGCCCUCUUGAUAUUUGUCUACAAUACACAGCCAUCAUUGGUGGGCAACCCAGAGACUUUAUUCCAUUGUACACAAUAUUUGGUUACUAUCCUGUGUCUAACAUGAAGGCACUUGGCUUUGGAUACAUAAGACAUUGUGCAUCAUGCAAAUAUUACUUUGCAUAUAAUACAUCCCAACUUCUUGUGAAGACACAUAAACACAGGUGGCGGGGCAGCUAAUCCAUUUAGUUAAAUACAGCUGUACUCUGUGUAGUAUUGAAUUAUGGGUGUAACCUUUUAACCAGUGCAUGGUCUACAACUGACCCGUUGUCUUUCCUCUUUAAAAAGAGCAUUAUGUAAAUACAAAUUUAGAUUUCUGUGUCUUCAAUUGAAAGUAAAGUUCAUGUUGACAGUUCAAAGGCCCCUAUUUAUUAUUUACAGCAUUUGCAAUAGUCUCUUCUCUUGCAAAAAGUUAGGUUCAUUGCCUGUUAGGGUUAUGGGAAAAAGGGAGGGAAAUCUCUCCCGAAGGAAAUUUUUCAUGUAAAUAGUGACAUGGGUGGUUAGGGUGGGGCUGCUUAAUGAGCUAUGCAAUUUAAAAAUGGCAGCCCUGAGGGCAGGUGUAUUGGAGGACAACAAUAAUAACUGGGUAUGGGGUAAGGGCAUGAAUUUGUUGUUGGGUUUUUUUUAUCCUUGUGCUGGGGCCAUGCUAAUCUUCUCCGUAUUAUUCCAAUUUGUUUUUUUAGUGCCUCAGAAGCUAUAUGAAGCAACUGGGUUUUUGUUUUUUUCACUUUAACUUAGUAAACUGUUUGUACAUAAAAUAUUAUUAAAGCAAACUUAUACUUGCUGCAA
Molecule: messenger RNA, 1322 nt
Organism: Xenopus laevis (African clawed frog)
Lineage: Eukaryota; Metazoa; Chordata; Amphibia; Anura; Pipidae
Gene: manbal.S
Product: mannosidase, beta A, lysosomal-like S homeolog
Exons: 3
Coding region: 141-398 (85 amino acids)
Cellular component (GO): membrane
Source: RefSeq, a predicted model, not a curated record